GUCUAUUUAAAAACAAAUUUAUCUAAAUAGACUAUGAAGCUUAAAAAAAUAAAUACUCUUAAGACAGAUACUGAUUUACCAACCAUCAACUUACAAUCCUCGACAUAAAGUUCCAAACCUAUGAAAUUACCCUUUCUAUUAUUGUCCCCUGCUCCUUAAAGGAGAAAUAAUCUCUCAUUUCAUUAGCAUCCCAAAAAGAUUUCCCCAGACUCGAAUUCCUCAUAAAACUUCAAAUCCUUUAGAGGAAGAAGUAUCACUCUAAAUAGAAAAAACUUAUCCUAAUUUAUUGUAUAUUCGAAUUUUAUUUAAGUAACCCAUCCCUUUACAGUCAUUAUAACGUUAACAUCCGACUCAUAAAUCCAAGUUCGAAGAAUAGUUAGAAAAAAAUAAAUCAGACAAUCAUCAAAAUAGAGAUUACUAUCAAGAACAAGUAUAAACUGAAAAAAAUUACAUUCACUCUCAAAAUAAUAGAAAAGUAUAGUAAGGUUAAUGCAAAUUAAAUGAAAACAAAACAAAAUCAAAAGUUGGAUAAUAAUAAGCAAAAUAACACCAAGCUAAGAAAGAGUAAACUUAUAAGAAAUACUCAUUUUAAUGCUUUUAAAAAAUUAUUCCAAAAUAUCACUAAGAAUAUACUAAACAACUGAUUAAGUAAUAACCUAAAUUUUUAGAAUUUGGCAAUUGCCAUUACUAUGAUAACUCACAAAAAUGGAUUACUGAUUAUGAAAUAGUUUUAAAUAUGAGUGGUAAAUAUGUCAUUUAAUGAUAGAAAUAUAAGAAAUGAAUGAAGAUGUUCUUUCUUCAAAAGCAUAAAGUACUUUUUUUAAUAAAUUCAUAUGA
This is a messenger RNA of Paramecium octaurelia, 837 nucleotides long. NCBI's taxonomy places the organism in Eukaryota, Ciliophora, Oligohymenophorea, Peniculida, Parameciidae. The record is from the annotation of a GenBank genome assembly.